GACCACAACUACCCUAUAAAUCUUCCCAAAUCUUAAUCGAAUACCUUAGCUAAAAUUAUUGUUAAUAUUUUUCUUUUUGUCUUUAUACCGAGUAUAGUAAAGUAUAGAAGAGAAGCAUGAGGAGUGAACAGAAAUCAUAAGAUUAAUACAAAAAAUUGUUUAAUUAUUAGAACCGACCACAUAAAAUAUUAAUACUUGUCUCCCAGCAAAUGAAAACUAGUACUAACAAUAACUUUUGAAUAUUUUUAAAUUCUCAGUCAAUACUCGCCGAACAUAUUGUAGCAUUUUCUCUCUCUGUGUUCUCCAUUCACAUUUUCACUCUAUAAAUAUGCAUCUCACUCGUUGUCUCUCUUUAUACUUCAACCAAUUAACUGUUCUCUAUCUCUUUCUUUCUCUCUCUACACUGCCGUCCAAUAAUGGCGGCCAAAGUCUUCACUCAAAACCCUAUAUGUUCUCCAUCUCUAAUUAGAGACAAAACUCCUCAACAAAAACACAAUCUUGGCCAUUUCUCUCUCUCCAAGAACACCUCUAAAAGACUCGUUGUCUCUUCUUCUAUAAUGUCCCCUCCGAUUCCAUCUUCUCCGCUCGCUCUCCCUUCUUCUUCUUCUUCUUCUUCUUCCUUUUCUUCUUCUCAGGUCUUUCCUCCUUCAAGAGCACCUGCAGCAACUCUACCGUUGUCUCGGAUUUGGAGAGAGAUACAAGGAAGCAAUAACUGGGAAAAUCUUAUUGACCCUUUAAGCCCUAUUCUCCAACAAGAGAUUACUCGCUACGGGAACUUACUCUCCGCUUCUUACAAAGGGUUUGAUCUAAACCCUGACUCCAAACGUUACUUGAACUGCAAGUAUGGAAAAAAGAACUUGCUUAAAGAAUCCGGAAUCCAUGACCCUGAUGGCUACCAACUCACCAAGUAUAUCUACGCCACUCCAGACGUCAACCUCAACCCUAUCAAGAAUGAGCCUAACCGUGCUCGUUGGAUUGGUUAUGUAGCGGUUUCUUCUGAUGAAUCAGUGAAACGUUUGGGGAGGAGGGAUAUUGUGGUGACGUUUCGUGGCACUGUGACCAACCAUGAGUGGUUAGCUAACCUAAAGAGCUCUUUGACUCCGGCUCGUCUUGAUCCUCAUAACCCUCGUCCUGAUGUCAAGGUCGAAUCCGGGUUCUUAGGUUUAUACACAUCCGGUGAGAGCGAGAGCAAAUUCGGGCUAGAAAGCUGCCGUGAGCAGCUUCUCUCCGAGAUCUCGAGGCUUAUGAACAAGCACAAAGGCGAGGAAAUGAGCAUCACGCUUGCGGGACAUAGUAUGGGGAGUUCGCUAGCUCACCUUCUAGCUUACGACAUAGCAGAACUCGGUAUGAACCAGAGAAGUGAUGAAAAAGCUGUUCCGGUGACCGUGUUUUCGUUUGCGGGUCCUAGGGUUGGUAACUUGGGGUUCAAAAAACGGUGUGAGGAGCUAGGAGUUAAAGUCUUGAGGAUCACGAAUAUAAACGAUCCGAUCACCAAACUUCCCGGUUUCUUGUUCAACGAGAAUUUCAGAUCUUUAGGUGGUGUUUACGAACUUCCUUGGAGCUGUUCUUGCUACACUCACGUGGGAGUCGAACUCACCCUCGAUUUCUUCGAUGUUCAAAACAUUUCUUGUGUCCAUGACCUCGAGACUUACAUCAAUUUAGUUAACCGUCCGAGAUGCUCGAGAUCGGCAGUUAAUGAGGACAAUUUUGGCGGCGAUUUUUUGAACAGAACAAGUGAGAUGAUGUUCGGUAAGGGACGACGUCGAGCGUUGCAUUUAACAAACGCAGCGACCAAUGCGGCAUAUCUACUUUGUUCUAUAUCCAACCAUAUGUUGUAUUAUAAUAUCUUUUAGGUCUAGAUUGAUCCAAGCUACAAAUUUUGAUCUUUUUUAAGACAGGACAAAAUAAUUGUUGCCCUAUCUUUUACCUAGCAAGUACAUAUAUAGAUGUGUAUAUGCAAAACCUAAUAUAUUUUCGUGUAUAUGUAUUCAAGAUGGUUUGCAACUAUUUUCAAGAUCUUUUUUAUCUGGUUUUAUGUAAAUAUCAUCAAUUAACGAAACACUUUAUUAAAAAAAACAUAUUUUCAAGAUCCAAGAUUAUUUAUUGCAUCAGAUCUCUCAGCUAUCACAAUGUGUGAACAAUUUUUUUGUUUUCUUUAUGUUAUGUCCUCUUUUUACUUUGUUCUGUUUUUUGCGUUAU
Messenger RNA from Arabidopsis lyrata subsp. lyrata, 2199 nucleotides. RefSeq names its product galactolipase DONGLE, chloroplastic. The coding region runs from base 417 to 1853 and encodes 478 amino acids. Gene Ontology annotation, molecular function: glycerophospholipid phospholipase A1 activity. Gene Ontology annotation, cellular component: chloroplast. The record is from RefSeq and is a predicted model, not a curated record. Gene Ontology annotation, biological process: jasmonic acid biosynthetic process. NCBI's taxonomy places the organism in Eukaryota, Viridiplantae, Streptophyta, Magnoliopsida, Brassicales, Brassicaceae. The transcript has a single exon.